GAAACGUCUGAGUUCGUAAAUUUCUCCGGUUUUCCGUCGCAAGUCUGGUUAAGAGAGCCAAACUUUCCCUGCCACAUGUUGGUCUAAAAGCGAUAACCAUUCCAGUGUGCAUGAAAUACACUUUACCGGACAACCCCUUACUUCAUACGUGAACUGUCCACAAGCCGGCUGCAAACAUGCCGAUCUCGUGUCGCUUCUACUCUCAAAAAUACCCGGAGCCCGACGAUGUGGUGAUGGUGAACGUGCGACAGAUCGCCGAGAUGGGCGCCUACGUGCGCCUGCUCGAGUACAACGACAUCGAGGGCAUGAUCCUGCUCUCGGAACUGUCCAGGCGUCGUAUCCGAUCCAUCAACAAGCUCAUCCGCGUCGGCAGGAACGAGUGCGUCGUCGUCAUCAGGGUGGACAAGGACAAAGGAUACAUCGACCUGUCCAAGCGGCGGGUGUCUCCGGAGGACAUCACGAAAUGCGAGGAGAAGUUUGCUAGGGGAAAAGCCGUCAACAGCAUCCUGCGGCAUGUGGCCGAGACGCUGAAGUACGAGACAGACGCCCAGUUGGAGGAGCUGUACAAGAAGACGGCGUGGUACUUCGACGAAAAGUUCAAAAAGACCACGGCGGCGUACGACGUGUUCAAGCUGGCCGUCACUGACCUGUCCGUGCUGGACGAGUGCGACCUGGACCCCAACACACGGGAGGUGCUGCUGACCAACAUCAAGCACCGGCUCACGCCGCAGGCUGUCAAGAUCAGGGCCGACAUUGAGGUGUCCUGCUACGAAUACGAGGGCAUCGACGCCGUCAAGCAUGCUCUGCGAGAAGGAAUGGCCUUGUCUACGGAAGAUAUGCCCAUCAAGAUCAACCUGAUCGCACCCCCAGUCUACGUCAUGACCACAACUACCAUGGACCGGACAGAAGGCCUGGAUGCACUCAAUGCCGCUAUCGUGAAGAUUGAGGAGACCAUCAAGAAGGCUGGUGGUGUCUUCACUGUGCAGAACCCGCCCAAGGUGGUGACGGAAACGGACGAACUGGAGCUUGCCAAGCAGCUGGACCGGCUGGAGCAGGCCAACGCAGAGAUCGACGGAGACGACGACGACGAAGAGGCUGAGGCAGGCUCGGGCUCCGAGGCAGGCGAGGACGACAACGUGGUCAUCGCGGAGGCGUGACCUCCGCCGCGGCCCCUUGUCGAGACCCCGACCCCUCCGUCGUAAAUAAACCAAGCUGCCCUCAGUUAA
Ixodes scapularis (black-legged tick) is the source of this 1226-nucleotide messenger RNA. RefSeq names its product eukaryotic translation initiation factor 2 subunit 1 (gene eIF2alpha). Gene Ontology annotation, molecular function: translation initiation factor activity; ribosome binding; RNA binding. NCBI's taxonomy places the organism in Eukaryota, Metazoa, Arthropoda, Arachnida, Ixodida, Ixodidae. Gene Ontology annotation, cellular component: eukaryotic 48S preinitiation complex; multi-eIF complex; eukaryotic translation initiation factor 2B complex. The transcript has 8 exons. The record is from RefSeq and is a predicted model, not a curated record. The coding region runs from base 177 to 1157 and encodes 326 amino acids.